GUGUGAGUUCGCAGCAGGGCCGACAAUGAGUAUGGCAAUAUAUGUAUGUACAUAUGUAGUUCCAGCAGUUCAGGUUCAAUGCUAAAAUCCAUAAAACUUGUCGCCGCUUGGGCUUGCCAGGUAAUUGGCAAAGCGACUAUAAAUGGACUGGUACUUCAGUGCAGCAGCAUUCAUUCUCACAUCGUCUGUACAGUGACAACCAGCACAGAGACCAACAUGAAAUUCUACAUCUUGACCGUAGCCCUCUUGGCCGUUGCCCAGGCCCGUCCGGAUUCCUUCGAUGCCACCGCCGAAAUACGUGAGCUCAAGAGCGACCAAAGGGAGGAUGGCAGCUAUGAGUAUCGCUACCAGACCUCCAAUGGCAUAGCCCAACAGGAGCAGGGCGUGGGUGGCCAGUAUGCGAGCGGCUCAUCGGCAUACUACGAUCCCAACGGCGAGUUGAUCCAAUUGACCUAUACUGCUGAUGAGAAUGGUUUCCAUCCGCAAGGAGCUCAUCUGCCCACACCCCCGCCCAUUCCAGCUGCCAUUCUGAGAUCCCUGGAAUACAUUCGCACCCAUCCGCCAAAGGAGCAGCGACAGGGUCAUGUGCGCUUCUAAGUGAUGAAACCGCAACACUAUUUUAUAGUAUUUUCUUAAUUGUU
Drosophila arizonae is the source of this 641-nucleotide messenger RNA. It is a transcript of the gene Cpr65Ec, whose product is annotated as Cuticular protein 65Ec. Gene Ontology annotation, cellular component: chitin-based extracellular matrix. The record is from RefSeq and is a predicted model, not a curated record. NCBI's taxonomy places the organism in Eukaryota, Metazoa, Arthropoda, Insecta, Diptera, Drosophilidae. Gene Ontology annotation, molecular function: structural constituent of chitin-based larval cuticle.